Messenger RNA from Truncatella angustata, 555 nucleotides. RefSeq lists its product as uncharacterized. Lineage: Eukaryota; Fungi; Ascomycota; Sordariomycetes; Amphisphaeriales; Sporocadaceae. The record is from RefSeq and is a predicted model, not a curated record. The transcript is spliced from 2 exons. The coding region runs from base 1 to 555 and encodes 184 amino acids. Gene Ontology annotation, cellular component: membrane.
AUGACAUCGAUUUGCGAGAGCGUCGGGCGCUUUUUUUUUGGGCAGCUUCGAGAAGCAGAUGUUCAAGAGAAGGACACGGAAAGAGCUUGGUACCACGACCCCACUAACGAAGAGGUUGCAAACAAAGUUAUUUCUGUUUUAUUGCAAGUCAAAAGUAGCCGUCAGAUCAAGAAAACCGACUUGCUGGACAUUGUCGAUGGGCAGGGGUGGUCGGAGGAUAUUGCCAAGUCUAUACUCGAACAACUAAGCAAGAUCCUGAAAGAUGGUGCGGAUUUGAGUGAAGAGUUGAAAAGAAUAUCGGAUGCUGCCGAAGAAUGCACUCAUAUGUUUUUCGAGUUCGUUGAAAAGCAUCCUGAGGCGGCGACCAUCUUCUUCACCCUUGUGGCGAUUGGUGUAUUAUCUUUGCUAAUGCCCUGGGUCCUCGAGACGUUGGGGUUCACUCUGGAGGGGCCCCUCGCAGACUCAUUCGCAGCCUGGUGGCAAUCGCGAUACCUGGGUUACGUUCCUCGUAAUUCCUGGUUUUCAUUCUUUCAACAACUGGCAAUGAAGCAUUGA